Molecule: messenger RNA, 614 nt
Organism: Galeopterus variegatus (Sunda flying lemur)
Lineage: Eukaryota; Metazoa; Chordata; Mammalia; Dermoptera; Cynocephalidae
Gene: DYNLRB2
Product: dynein, light chain, roadblock-type 2
Exons: 4
Coding region: 119-409 (96 amino acids)
Biological process (GO): microtubule-based movement
Cellular component (GO): cytoplasmic dynein complex; cytoplasm; centrosome
Molecular function (GO): dynein intermediate chain binding
Source: RefSeq, a predicted model, not a curated record
GCCCCGGCGCUUCCGGGAGGUCACUUCCUCUCCUGUCUCCUAGCAACAGCUGGAAGCGUUGUUGACGUCCCGGGAGGCAGUGGCGCCGGACUGAGCCCAGAGUCUCACCGCCCGCACGAUGGCAGAGGUGGAGGAAACCCUAAAAAGGAUACAGAGCCAUAAAGGGGUUAUUGGAACUAUGGUGGUAAAUGCAGAAGGCAUUCCGAUCCGAACAACCUUGGACAACUCGACAACUGUUCAAUAUGCAGGUCUUCUCCAUCAGCUGACAAUGAAAGCCAAGAGCACAGUCCGUGAUAUUGAUCCUCAGAACGACCUCACUUUUCUUAGGAUCAGAUCGAAGAAGCAUGAAAUCAUGGUAGCUCCAGAUAAGGAAUAUCUUCUGAUUGUCAUCCAGAAUCCAUGUGAAUAGAUCUGCUAUGGCCAAGUCUGUCCUAGUGACACUGUGUCAGAAACACUUUACUCCUUAAUGAUUACUAAAAUUAUAUUGUAAUCUAACUUACCUUUUGGGCAUUCUUUUCUAUUUCUACAUUUAAACUAUUGUACAUGUUCCGUUUAGUCCCUUUUGAUUGUGUUGUGAAGUUGUACUUUAGCUAUAUAAUAAAUGAGUUCUGGUA